Messenger RNA from Brassicogethes aeneus, 1920 nucleotides. NCBI's taxonomy places the organism in Eukaryota, Metazoa, Arthropoda, Insecta, Coleoptera, Nitidulidae. The record is from the annotation of a GenBank genome assembly.
AUGUCAGCCAGAAUUGUUUCAAAACGUCAGUUAAGACGAAAAAUUAAAGCCAAUGUAUCCAAGAUUAUGUCUGAGAUUAAACUUAGUGCCAAUCAGUUAGAUAAAAAUACAUUUAAAAAAAUAAGAUCGAAUCAAACAAGCAAUCUAUUAUUAUCGGAACAGCUCGUAGAAAGUAAAAUAAAUAGCCGCUCAAACUUAACCUCAUCUAAGCUAGAUGAGAGAGCCAUUGUAAGUCCAAAAAAAAUCAUAAUGCCAGGACUAGAUGAGACCUAUGCAGAAAAUAUUUUAUUGAGUCAUACUUUAAGUACUAGCAUAACACAGUCCAAAAAUAUCACAAAACAAAAUAGUAGUUAUGAAGUUGAUACCACAAAUAAUGUAGCUUUAUCGGAAAAUACUUAUGCACUUGGUACUACAAAUAAUGUAGGUUCAUCGAAAAAUACUGAUGUAUUUUUGCAGAAUUUUCAGCAAUGGGCAUUAAAAAAUAAUAUAACGCAUACUGCAAUAAAUGAUUUAAUAAAAUUAAUAAAGGAAAAAUAUCCAUUUCUUCCUAAUGAUGCCAGAACAAUUUUAGGCACUCCGAAAAAUAAUGUGAGAAUAAAACUUGACAACGGUGAAAUGAUCUAUUUUGGCAUUGAAAAUGAGUUAAGGUAUAUUUUAAAAAGUAUUCAACCUGAAAAAAGAAUAAAAACAUUUGUGCUUCAAUUUAAUGUGGAUGGUAUAUCACCUUAUAAUAACAGUUCAUUGGAAUUAUGGCCCAUACUCUGUAAAAUAAACAAUUACGAGGGAAUAAAACCUUUUGUUGUAGCUGUUUUUUCUGGUAGAGGUAAACCAUUACCAAUCAAUAAGUAUUUGGAAAAUUUUGUUAAUGAAGCAAAGAAUCUAUUGAAAAAUGGGUUGGACUUUGAGUAUCAAAAAAUUCGUAUCCAAAUCCUUUUAUUCACAUGUGAUGCCCCUGCCAGGGCUUACUUAAAACAAGUUAAAGGCCACACAAGUAAAAAUGGGUGUGAAAGAUGUACAAUUACAUCGCAAUAUGAAAACAAAAAGCAUUUUUAUCCCACUGGAGACCAUGAAUUAUUAGAAGAUGCCACGGUUAUGCUACAAAAUAUUAUAGAAGCAAGUGAAAGCGAAUCAGGGGCUGGAGUUCCCCCUUUAACAAGAAAAAAUAAUUUUUAUGAAUUAGAAAACGAAUCCGAAACACGUAAUAGAUCAGAAAUGCGUGAUAGAUCAAAAUCGCCUGAUAGAUCAGAUACGCCUCUUGGUGCAUUACCUAGUUCAUAUUCAUCUACGCGUGGAAGAUCAAUAUCGCGUGUUAGAUCAGAAUCUCGUGAUAGAUCACAAACUCGUGAUAGAUCACAAAAUCGUGAUACAUCAGAAACGCAUGAUAGAUCGGAUACGCCUCUUGGUGCAUUAUCUUCUCCUUCAUAUUCUGCUACACUAACUAGCGCAUCGUCAUUGAGCACAUCAGUUGCUCUGAAUGAAGGGGUUACAGAAAGAAUUCUUCAAACCAUGCUAUCUAUCUCGGAACAGGUGGCACAAAAUACUUUAAGAAACCAGCAAAUUCUUAGAAUUUUAAAUUCUAAUGAAUGUGCAGUUUUAAAAAAACCAGACAAUUUUCCAAUACUUCCAUGUACAUCGAAAGAAAUAAGUGGGAGCAUAGGUGAGGAGACUAUGAAGCAAUACAUGGUUGACUUUCCGUGUGAUGAUGAUGAGGUUAUUGAUCUUACCACCCCAUCAUUAAUUUGCAAUUCUCCAAUGCCUCCUGCCACCCCCCAGACAGGUGUAAAGCUGACGAAGGCGCAGCAGCAGCAGCAGCAGCAGCCUCCACCAUCGUGGGUCCUUGAAAAUUUCCAACCACCCACAUCAUCUGGGAGAUACAUUGGGGUAAAAAGAUUGGCUCUAAAUACAUCCCAGUUGGCCUGA